CUCGGCUCCACCUCAGUUUUUAACCAUUUAGUAUUAACUACUAUACAGGUUGAAUGUGCAAAUCUUACACAGAUUCAAUCAUCUAAAGAUUUUAUAAAGUUUAACCUACCCUAUUCAAAUCCUCUGUGAAACCUUGCUACUUUUACGCGACGGUUUAACUUUUUUUAUGUUUCUUGUUUAUCCUUAAAGCUGAUUGGCCUCAAAAAGAGCCACAUUUACCCUGAAUCUUUCAAAUAAGAUUGUGCUGAAUUUUAACUGUAUUUUGUAACUGACUAUCUCAAUUAAGGAUUGUGCAUCAAGUAUGGAUUUAACAGAAACUGAUGACCAAAUAACAAUAGUGAAUCGAUCAAAGGAACAUCGAAUCAGUAAAAAGCUAAUUCUUGAAAUACCUUAUUUUAAAAAGAUUUUACGCUAUGGUUCAAGAGGUCAAAGGAAAAAAAGGUUGAACUGGAUUUUGAUGAACAAACAUUUGAAACAUUUCUGGAUUGGCUUGAACUCGGUUAUAUCUUCAUCGAGAUGAAAAACGUGAUAAAUAUGUUGUGUAUGCUUAAAAAUUUUGAAAUUUUAUACCUAAACAAAUUUGAACUUUACUCUAAAACUUAUUUUCAUAAUAAUUUUAAAACUGAACAUCUUCCAAUUGUUUUACCUCAAGUGACUUCAACAUCUAAACUGAUCAAUUCUGGUGCUUUAAAUGCCUUCUUAUGUCGCCAUUUCUCAAAAAUAGCAAACACAACUGUUUGGUUGGAUUAUCCUGUUGAAAUAAUCAAAUACAUUUGUAACUUGGAAGUGAUGAUUCAUUCUGACAAUAUCAAGUAUUCGAGACAAUCAUGAAAUGGGUCAAUUUCAAGGCUGAUAGAAAGUGUCACCUUGAAAGAUUGCUAAAUUCAGUCCGAUGGUGCCAUUUGGAAGCUACAGAUUUGACUUUAACUGAGGAAAAUGAAUUUGUUAAGUCUUCAGGCUUCAAACCAAUAAUUUGCUCCUCAAGAAAUCUCAAUUGUGAUUGUGGCCGCAACCGAACUGAUCAAAAUUAUUUCAUCAUGAUUGAGAAAUUGGGUGAUGAAGUCUUGCGAAUAAAAGUAUUUGACAGUAAGCUUCAGCUAUUGUUCACUCGCAUAAUGAAACCUGAUUCAUUGCCUUCAUUUAUUUUGCCCGACAAGCAUAUUACUGAUAUAUUUUUUCAUUUCGGAGAGAUUAUUCGAGUUGAUUGGUAUCGGAAUAGAUACAAAUUCCUUUCACAGUAUUCUUAUGCUGAAAAAACUUUCAAGUGUAUUUAUGAAAAGGACGGGCAUAAAAUGGAAAAUUAUUGCGAUUGGAAUGGAUUCCUUGAAGCCAAUGAAAGAUGUAUUUUGAUUAAUUUAAGUUCGCAAUCGGUGCGGUAUUGGCCUAAACACACUGCCCAAGAUACUAAAAUUUUUUCCGAUAAAUGGCAUCAAGCUUUCCUCGCAACCGUUCUGGAUAAUAAUAUUUACCUGUUGACUAAAAACCUUGAAUUUAUCCAGUUUGAGUUCUAUUUUCAAAAAUGGUUGGUUCUAGAUACACAUAUCGAUAGAUCGACAUAUAGAUACGGAGAAACCUCUGACCAUUUCAUUCUUACCUCCAAACAAUCUAAUGAUGAUAAAGUUAUUUUAAUUGAUACGAAUGAAAGAGAUGCUCGAUGUUUUAACGUCAAUUCUAAAGAAUGGAGUUCAAUUAAUCAUAUAAUUUAUCCUAGAUUUUACUCUAAUGCUGGAAUAAAGGAAUUUAGUGAACUUUUCACUUUCACCUCAGGAUUUCUAUCGAUGGACAUUAUAAGACUUUGUACGCCUCAUUAAGACCAAGGUACAUGUUGUAUCUUUUAAGUCACUUAAUCAUGGAAGCACUGGACUCAUUCAAUAUUACAUAUACAAGUUUUAAAUUUUUACUAAAUUUUUUCUCCAUUUUACUAUGUAUCUUUUAAUUUAAA
Tetranychus urticae (two-spotted spider mite) is the source of this 1942-nucleotide messenger RNA. The record is from RefSeq and is a predicted model, not a curated record. Lineage: Eukaryota; Metazoa; Arthropoda; Arachnida; Trombidiformes; Tetranychidae.